GACGUGUAGACCCGAGAGGACCCGCCUUGGCCGAAGUUUUGUAACAAGAACAGAAAGUAACGGCCAAUUGUUUUGAAAGAAAACAUCAAAAUUUAGUAACGAAACUUCAGCAAGAAACUUAAGAACCAAAGAUGAGCGGCCUAACACCAGGGAGAUACAUGCUGAAACUUUUGAAAGAAUCGUCUGCUGCCAAGCGGGUCGUCUCCACGUCUGCACGUGCUGAACAGAGCGCCACAGUACUGAAUGUCGAGGGUUUAAGUUUAGAACAACAGUGCCCCCUACGUCGCACGAUGGACUCCCUAGAGAGUUUGAUGAAAGCCCCAAUAUCGAACGACGCAGUACAACCACAAACACAGGAAUAUGAGCCACAACCCUUUGAGGCAAUCCCAGGCCCCAAGGGCUUACCGUUCUUCGGAACAAUAUUUGACUACUUCAAGAAAGAUGGCCUCCGUUUUGACAAAAUGUUUGAGGCCUACAGACAACGAUCUCUCGAAUUUGGACCUAUCUACAAGGAGAAAUUCGGACCAAUCACGAACGUGGUGAUCAGUGAUCCGGAUGUAUACCAGAAGGUUAUCAGGUCAGAGGGCAAGACGCCCAUUCGCCGUGAGAUGGAGCCCAUGGCACACUACAGAACACAGAAAGGCAUCGGCCUUGGACUCGUCAAUUCACAAGGCGCGGAGUGGCACAGGUAUCGAAGAGUGGUCAGCAAGAAGAUGCUGAAACUGAAGGAGGUGACAGACUUCUGUCAGCCAAUGAACGAGGUUGGGGAUGACUUCGUUGCAAGGCUAAGGGAAGCCAGCGACGCCACAUCCAAGGAGGUCCCAGAACUUGAGAAGGAACUAUUCAAGUGGGCAAUGGAAUCAAUCGGCACCUUCCUGUUUGAGGAACGCAUCGGCUGCCUCAGCAGUCAACCCCAUCCUGAAGUCAAGUCCUUCAUCGACAACCUGCAGGGCUUGUUCAAGCUGAUGCAGCCCCUCAUGUACAAUCUCCCCAUAUACAAGGUCUUCCCUACCAAGCUGUGGAAGCAGUAUGAAGCAUAUUCCGAUAACGUCUUAGAAUGUGGCAGAUACUUCGUAGAUAAGAAAGUGAAAGCCUUACAGAGCUCCAUGGCAGAUGAGAACGGCCAAGAGAAGGGCGCCUUCCUCACCUACCUCCUAUCCCAGGAGUCCUUGUCCCCUGAAGAGGCCGCAGAAACAGCAGUUGAUCUCAUGAUGGGUGCCGUGGAAACGACGUCGAAUGCUACUGUAUGGUGCUUGUACAGCCUGGCCAAGAACCCUGAAGUGCAAGAGAAGCUGCACUCAGAGAUCAAUAAGGUGCUGUCCCACAACGCUGAAAUAACACCCCAGAAGCUGGCACAACUGCCAUACGUAAAGGCCGUGCUCAAGGAGACGUUCAGAUUAUAUCCAAUCACAUUUGCAACAAGCCGAAUCUUGCCAGACAAGAUGGAAGUCGGAGGUUUCGAGAUCCCUGCUGGGACACAUGUGCAGGCCAAUCUCUUCGGGAUGUUUCGUAACCCAGAACUCUACUCAGAACCAGAGAAAUUUCAACCUGAAAGAUGGUUGCGUGGCAACACAGACAACAAACAGAAAGCUCUAUCUAACCUGAUCUGGGGCCAUGGCGCUCGCAUGUGCAUUGGACGUAGAUUCGCCGAGCAGGAGGUUCAUUUAGCACUAGCAAAGAUCGUCCAGAACUUCAAGCUUGAGUAUCACCACGAGGACCUGGAGCCUGUUCUCAACACUGUGAUGACCCCAGACCGGCCAGCCAAGAUCAGUUUCGUCCCCAGGCAAUCAGCAUAGACACAGACAGGCCAAUGCGUCUUGUGAAGCAGUGCUGUGUUUACCCAGUCAUCGUGCCAGACAUUCCAAACUUUUCAUCACGCUCGUACUUACGGUGCUAAUUCUGGUUAAUGCUUAUGUUGGUUCUGAGUAUAAUUGGUUUUUGAGGUUAGCUGUUAUAAAGUUUACAUUCAAACUGGCCGUCUGGUGAAGCAAAAUCAUUCUGACAUGAUUCUUUGAAGGUAGUAAUAUAGUUGCUGUGGUAUCGCAGCACUGUGCUUACUAUUGCACCAUUGUGCUUUGGUAUCGCUGCAGUGUGCUUGGUGUUACAGUAUUGUGCUUUGGUAUCGUUGCACUGUGCUUGAUGUUGCAGCAUUGUGCUGCAGUAUUGUUGCACUGUGCUUAGUGCUCUAGCAUUGUGCUUUAAUAUCGUUGCACUGUUCUUAUUAUUGAAACAUUAUGCUUUGAUAUCGUUGCGCUGUGCUUAGUGUUGCAACAUUGUGCUUUGAUAUCGUUGCGCUGUGCUUAGUGUUGCAACAUUGUGCUUUGAUAUCGUUGCAUCAUUGUGCUGUGGUAUCGUUGCACUGUUUUACAGUUGCAGCAUUGCACUUUGGUACACCAGCUUUAGCCUGUUGUAGCUGAUACAUGCAUCGAGCUGUGAUGUAGAAGCUUUACAUGAAACAGUGUACCAUUAACUGUCCUAGCUUUGGUUGCGAGUAUGAGUGUUACACAAUGGUGGCACAUAACUCGCCUAUACCUUCGCUGUACACAUAAUGUUCCUGUAAACGACGUAAGGUCAAUUGUGUCGGUUCUUGUAGAACCUUACAAUCCCAUCACCUACAGACUUAUCUCAAAAUGUAGUCAGCAACCAGAAGUAUGUCUAAAACUACAAUUCACAGGGUCUGUUCGCGGAUCUGUUCAAAGUCAGGUAAUGCAGUUUGCGGCAUCUUCCUAAACUGAUAAGCAUUGUGUCUUCAAAUACAAUUUAAGACGUGACACAGAAAUGUCAAUGUAAAUUGUAGAACGGGAAUCAACAUAAAAUGAUGUAUGUACCGAAUUCCGAGAUGCACUCGAUUAAGACUUACAACACCGUAUAUGACGAUGGCCAGUAUCAAUGGCUUGGCGCCAAGUAGUAACUGCCUGCCGAUGGGGAAGGGACACCUUGCGACAUAGGACUAUUAACAGCUUAUGUCUUUUCGAGAAGCCUUUGUAUUACUUAUAUCUGAGAACACGACACCUUACCUCACCCUUAUCUUUCGAUUGCAAGGUUCCCUUCUACUUUAUGGCAAAAGUUCUACUAACAUAUGGAACCUUAUUUCGAAUAAAACAAAGGGAGUUGGUUACAUAUGUUACGAUUGCGCGUUCGUUUAAAUGAUAAUAAUUGAAACAAGUCUUCUCAGAAGAAGAUUUGAAUUUUGGAAAAAGGUAAUUGUUUGAUUUGAAAAUAUUAAACUCAAACAAGACUUGUCAGGGAGAGUGAGUUUGCAUCAGGAGAGUAGUGUAUUCUGCUGGGCAUGUGAUUGAUGCAAUGUGAUAUUUAUAAAAUAAUUUACUUUGUAACCUGAACUGAAAUUCAUUACUUAUUCAUUUCUCGCCACUGUUUAAGUUUCAAACCAUUGGUCGGUGGGGAUUUUAUCUAGUAAACUUACUUCUUACACAAUGGGGCAUAGUACUGUACUGACACCCUCUAUUUUUUUCAUACUGAUGUACAGUACUUGAUAUACACUUAAUGCACUUAUAUAUACGUAACAUAAAAAUAUUAACGUCUUUCCUUUCAUCAGCGAACAGAGCAAAGGAUUGACUUAGGUAACAGAUCUAGGGUCAAAAUUAAGGCGAAGUUUUGCGUUUCUAAAAGAUUUCAUUAUGGAGUUAGGUUUCAUGGCCCAGCUUAAUAUUCUAUUUUCAAUGAACUGAUAAUUGAUUAUCAGCAAGGGCAGUUCCCGAUAUUACAAUGAUAAAUGUGCUUGGAUUCCUUACAAAGUCCAAACGGAAGUUUGAAUAAUAUAUAUGAAUACCUGGCGUAUGCCUGGUGCAAUGUGUUCAUAACAAAAACAUAUCAAAACAUAAAAUACUUCCCUUGCUGAAAAUCAUUUUGAAAUUAAUGAAUGCUUUUCAUGGCGUCUUUUCGAAAUAAAAGAUGUUCGAGUGAAUGAGAAAUAUAUAGUUUGUCUUUUUUGUGUCAUUACAAUUUAUUUUAAUACAAUAUUCGUUUGUUGUUUAACGCACAACUCAGCAAUUGAGUCUGGACCAG
This is a messenger RNA of Haliotis rufescens (red abalone), 4026 nucleotides long. RefSeq names its product cytochrome P450 10-like. Gene Ontology annotation, molecular function: monooxygenase activity; heme binding; oxidoreductase activity, acting on paired donors, with incorporation or reduction of molecular oxygen. Bases 132 to 1796 code for a protein of 554 amino acids. NCBI's taxonomy places the organism in Eukaryota, Metazoa, Mollusca, Gastropoda, Lepetellida, Haliotidae. The transcript is spliced from 11 exons. The record is from RefSeq and is a predicted model, not a curated record.